Molecule: messenger RNA, 216 nt
Organism: Adineta ricciae
Lineage: Eukaryota; Metazoa; Rotifera; Eurotatoria; Adinetida; Adinetidae
Source: the annotation of a GenBank genome assembly
AUGUUAAUUGCUCCAUGGUUCUGUGACGGUUGUGGUCGGACAAAUGGUAUUACCAGAUACCAAUGUCAACAUUGCCGAGGAUUCAAUACAUACGAUUUAUGUGAUCAAUGUAUACUGCGUGCGUCCACAAUACAUCCAUAUCAUAGAUUUGCCCUAGUACAACAAGCAGGAGCUGGUACACCAAAUUGGAGACCACCAGUAGCCGUACAAUAUUGA